CUGAGCAGAGUGAACUGUGUCCUGGACCAGCAGUUCAGCGACUUCUCUACAGAGAUGCAGAUCCUCCUGCUCAGAGAGAGUGUUCACUACAGUUCCCCCCUGAUCCCUAGCCAGAGUCCUCCAGGCCAUCCCCCCAUCCUGCCCUUCUCUGAGUAUGUCUCCUUCUACAACUCCUCCCCGCCUAUGCAGGACUACGUCAGCUCCCUGAGAGACCGCAUGGGCACCGUCAUAGACACACAGGAGCAAUGGAUUCCUAGCAUGGUGGCCACUGACUCUCCACUGGUCUUUUCUAACAAUAACCACCACCAUGCUAGCCACGUUCAUAGAACUACAUACAACUGGUACCCUUCUUCUCGUGGCCCUGUUUCUCACUCUGUCCCCAGCCCUCACCCUCCAUCCCUGUCUGCCUCUGGUCGUGCUAGUUCAGACUCUUACAGUUCUCUACCUGUGUCUCAUUCUGUCCCCAACUGCCACUCUCCUGCCUCUUCUUCUGGCCCCAGCCUUAACCUUGCUAGUUCAAACACUUACAGUUCUUUAGCAGUUUAUCAGUUUCCCUCAGCUGUGUCUCAGUUUAAUAGUAAUAAUAACAAUCAUGUUAUUAUUCGCUCUUCAUCCUUCCCCGGUCCUGGCACUGCCUCUCCUUUUACCCCUCCCCUCUACAACAACCCAGCCCAGACAGAGCUGCCUCUAUCUCAGCUGCACUCUAGUCUAGCGCCCCUCCCCAUCCAACCACUGGCACUGGGCAACCAGUGGAUAACAACAGCGCAAACAACAACAGAGAACCCGGACUCAGACUGCCGAGAGCAACUGGGAACGUGCAAGCCAAGUGCUAUGUCAACCACGACAAAGAACACUGACUUAGAUGCUCGAGGGCUACGGGGAAAGUGUAAGGCACAAACGAGUGCAACGUUUCAAUCAAAAGACAAUGUCAUAAUUGUUGAUCCUCCGGUUUCAGAAGCCACCAUGGUGGAUCCACAUCAUCUCACUCAGAUGAUUGAGAGUUCUUCAGGGGUGGGAGGGCCUUUCCCAAGCUCAGGGCCGGAUCCACCUGCACCCAUCAGUAGUCUGAUUAGCCAGCUGAAACCUGAGCUGUUCAGUAACCUGGUGAAGAUUAUAAAAGAUGUCCAGAAGAACUCUGUCCAGUUCUACAUCCACCAUAUCAAGGAGUACAUCCAGAGAUUAGGGAACAUAGAACACAGUCCUGAGAGUUUCUUGGAAAGAGAGAACUGUUUGGAAAAGUAUGGUUCUCAUGCAGAACAAGGAAAUCACAGCUCACGUUCGUAAGGUACUUGACAACAAUAUCAGUCAUUCCACGAAAUGAGUACCUUUUGUGUCCCUUUGAUAUUUUAAGUAGAAAUUGUGCACCGAUAUUGGAUUUUAAAAGCCUUUUAAAUUAUGAAGUGCCCUUAAUUCAAUACAUUUUUUAAUGAAUAAAGACUUCUACUUUGAAGAAUCUCAAAUAUAAAAUAUUUUGAUUUGUUUAACACAUGAUUCCAUGUGUUAUUUCAUAGUUUUGAUGUCUUCACUAUUAUUCUACAAUAUAGAAAAUAGUCAAAAUAAAGAAAAACCCUGGAAUGAGUAGGUGUCCUAUGUGUACAUAUAUACAUACAUACAGUGAGGGAAGAAAGUAUUUGAUCCCCUGCUGAUUUUGUACGUUUGCCCACUGACAAAGAAAGGAUCGUCUAUAAUUUUAAUGGUAGGUUUAUUUGAACAGUGAGAGACAGAAUAACAACAAAAAUCCAGAAAAACGCAUGUCAAAUGUUAUAAAUUGAUUUGCAUUUUAUUGAGGGAAAUAAGUAUUUGACCCCUCUGCAAAACAUGACUUAGUACUUGGUGGCAAAACUCUUGUUGGCAGUCAUAGAGGUCAGACGUUUCUUGUAGUUGGCCACAUCUCAGGAUGGAUUUCGUCCCACUCCUCUUUGCAGAUCUUCUCCAAGUCAUUAAGGUUUCGAGGCUGACGUUUGGCAACUCGAACCUUCAGCUCCCUCCACAGAUUUUCUAUGGGAUUACGGUCUGGAGACUGGCUAAGCCACUCCAGGACCUUAAUGUGCUUCUUCUUGAGCCACUCCUUUGUUGCCUUGGCCGUGUGUUUUGGUUCAUUGUCAUGCUGGACUACCCAUCCACAACCCAUUUUCAAUGCCCUGGCUGAGGGAAGGAGGUUCUCACCCAAGAUUUGACGGCACAUGGCCCCAUCCAUCGUCUCUUUGAUGCGGUGAAGUUGUACUGUCCCCUUAGCAGAAAAACAGCCCCAAAGCAUAAUGUUUCCACCUCCAUGUUUGACGGUGGGGAUUGUGUCCAAAUACUUUCCACAAUUGCCUCAUACAUCAUCCAACCUUUGGAUUGCUGCCAUUGUGGUCUGAUUCAUCAUAGCACUGUGAGGACAGUGCCGUUGACGACAAAAUGUUAUCCCUCUUCCUGAGGAGUAGCAGGGGGUACACUCCUACCUUGUGGAACCUAUGUACCUGGAAUCAUUAAUGACAAGAUAACUUCCAGAAACACAACAAAUAUCAGUCAAAUAAUGACAUUUAGAUUUACAGUCUUAAAUGAGACAACAACAAAUAAGUGCAUAGGGCCUAUCAUUUCCCUAAACUAGAAAUGCAGAAAUCUUUUUAAUGGAAAACAUAAUUAAAGCUUACCAGCUUGUUUGCUGCAUUAACCAAGGUUGCAUAUCUUCCAUGUUUCGUUGUCUUAUUUGCCCAUUCAUCUGUUGCCUUCAUUUUUUGGGCCUCUAACUUGACCUUUAGCUGUAUUUUUGCACCACAGAACUGGCACUUCUUUGAUGCUCCUCCUAUUGCUGUUUUACAACUAGGACACAGCUUACGGCUGGAGCCAGGAGCCAUUCUGCAUGAAAGGUGGAUACGAAAGUGUCUGAAAGAAUAGCCCUAUACACAUAACAUUGACUGAUGUUGCACCAGGGAGGUCCACUCUGGCACGGGGCUUGAAUUGCCAAGGAGAACUAGAGAUUGUGAGAUAAAAAAAACUAUACUAACAAUAGCAAUUAAUAAAGAGUUUGGCCAACUAAGGAGCUGACGACGAGUUCACAUUAAACAUCAAGCCCCGACCCUUCUCAAACCCAUUAAAGAAGUGCUAUGUGUGUGUUUUGAAGGUAACGUGGGUUUCAAUGACUCAAUCACAUGGGUCAGAUCUGAUAAUGGACCUCACCUGGUACUUAAACAAAGCCUAACACUUUGACAUUACCCCACAUGCCACACUGUAAUGUAAAAAUGUGCCAUACUAACUGUUGUCACCUAGAUAUAGGCUGCCUGCCAUAGCCUCAGGAGCAUAGUGCAAUGAGUGUCGUUAGUUGACAGAUGAAACAGUACCUGGGCCAGUGAGAUUUGUUUAUUUAUUUUAAGCUACAAAUUUUGAAUAAUCUCCUCCAGUUGGUUGGCAUUUUGAAACUACAACCUGGUUUGGUUUUUGAAAACAAAAUAAAUGGGAAGAAAGAUGAAUGAAUUAAAAGCGAAAAAGUCUCCACUUACUUCAAAUGCAGCCAGAGGAUGGAUCAAGAGAUCUGUAUCAAGAGGAUGGAGAGAGAGAGCAAGAGACUAAAGGUGUCAGCCGUAGGUCUGAGUGGUCUGAAUAGAAGGGUGGUAGGUGUGAAGGGUCUGAAUAGAAGGGUGGUAGGUGUGAAGGGUCUGAAUAGAAGGGUGGUAGGUGUGAAGGGUCUGAAUAGAAGGGUGGUAGGUGUGAAGGGUCUUUAUUUGGAGCUGCAGGGUAAACAGAAUAGAACAAGUUUAGAAUUGUAUUUGACUGCUGUGUAUGUAGGAUACUUAUUUUAAUUAAUAAACAUGUUUAAUUGAGCAUUAAGAUUGUACUACAUUUGAAAGUGGAUUACAUCACAAAAACUACAGGUGAUGUACAAAAAUGUAAAGAAUGUGAAUGAUGGAUAAUAAGAUGACCAUUGGAUAGAUACACAUUCACUGUGGAUGGGAGCAUUGCUGUCUGGUGGGUCCAAUUCAUCCAUUGUUUGCCAUUUUAAAUCUUGUGGAGCAAACAAUUGUCUUUAGAAAGGCUUUGAAAAGACAAGUUGAACUAGCUCUAUUAGACAGGGGUGUCAAACUCAUUCCACAGAGGGCAGAGUGUCUGUGGGUUUUUGGUUUUUCAUUUCAAUGAACACCUGGACAACCUAACCAGGUGAGCUGAGUUCCUUGGUCAUUUUUGACCUUCAUUUAUCAAUCAAGGGUGGUGUCACGACUCCCGCCGAAGUCGGCUCCUCUCCUUGUUCGGGCGGCUAUCGACGUCACCGGCGUUCUAGCUAUCGCCGCUCCAUUAUCAUAUAUCCAUUUGUUUUGUCUUGUCCCAUACACACCUGGCUUUCAUUCCCUAAUCAUUCUAUAUCUAUUUAGCCCUGUUUCCCAUCAUGUCUUUGUGUGUAAUUGUUUUUUGGUAUUGUGGAUUAUUGUCGGGCGCUUUACUUUUGUCAUGUUCCGUGUUUUUGUCAUGUUAUUGUUUUUAAGUGCUGUGUAUUUUGGAACGGAAUUAAAGUGCGCCUGUUCACAACA
Oncorhynchus nerka (sockeye salmon) is the source of this 4505-nucleotide messenger RNA. RefSeq lists its product as uncharacterized. Gene Ontology annotation, cellular component: heterochromatin; nucleoplasm. NCBI's taxonomy places the organism in Eukaryota, Metazoa, Chordata, Actinopteri, Salmoniformes, Salmonidae. The transcript has 2 exons. The record is from RefSeq and is a predicted model, not a curated record. Gene Ontology annotation, molecular function: chromatin binding. Gene Ontology annotation, biological process: protein localization to heterochromatin; negative regulation of gene expression, epigenetic. Bases 55 to 1284 code for a protein of 409 amino acids.